UCUUGACGAAACCAUCAAACCUUGGGUCUCUUUCUUUGCUCAUCCAUAAUGUAAGGAGUAUUACUCCUCUUCCUAGCAAAUUGUGAAGCUCAACCUCAGGUAGCUCAAAUUUUUUCCUUGCUAUAGGGCUGGAUGCUGGGUUUGGAGGACUAACUAUGGACAGGAAUGUAAGUAGCUCCCAGUCAUUUCCUGUCCCUCAUGGCAGUGUUUCUCUUCCAACCUCAUCCUCUCUGCAUGUGCAUACUGUGGCUGUACCUGCCUCAUUGCCAGUUUUAGUGUGAGGACACUGAGAAACACACGUGGGCUGUAUGGAAUUCUGUGAUCUAAAUCUACCCCAUGGGAGUUUUUUUGUAUAACCUGCUUUUGUAACACUGGCCACCAGUUUUUAAAAAAAAGCAUGUUAAGGCCAUCAGAAGAAAAGCCUCACAAUUGCAGCACAGCACUGUAAGGCAUAGCAGGACUGUGCUGUAGCCUGCAACGAGACUAUCACCUUGGAGAUAAUUUGGGUCCAAAUUACGUUUCUUUUCCUAACUGUAGUUAGGAAACUCUGCUGUGCAGAAGUAGAAUAAAUAUCUUACCAUGAUUAUCACCCUGCUACUGCUCUAACACCCAAGCCUUCAUUUAGGUAACCUCUAAUCAGUUCAGUACUUAACUAGCAGUACUUAACAAAAGUUGAGCAGAGUGGAGCUGGUUUAUUACCAAGGCCAUUUAUGAGCAAUCUGGUACAUGCUCAGCAUGUCUCCAUUGACACCAGAGUGUGUUGGCCCCUGCCCAUGAGUCAUGGUCAGGGAUGUCUUUGCUUGGCCAGUGAAUUCCUCACCCCAAGCCUAAAUCAAGGAGGGACCAGCUAUGAUUUAGGGAGGCAUCCAGCCAUUGACUGAUCAGAUCAAGUGCAAACUUGGUGCAUGAGACAGGAAGACCCAAGUAGGUUAAGUCUGGGGAAUAUCCAAGGAGUGAGGAUGGAGAGAAGCAGGUCUGCUUUCCUCCAUUCCCUGCCAGCCCUAUUUUCAGCCUGUUUACUCAACACAUUGUUUAUAUCAAGAGGAAAAGGAUGCUGUGCCGUUACAUUGAGGACAGACUUAAGGCAAAUCUAAGCUGUACAAAAAAGGACUGCUAAGGCACAUGAAAGGCAGCUCUGUCAGGGCACACUGCAGUGUUCAUUUGGCUAUGAGCAAGGCAGCUUCCUGCUGUAGGUUGUGCAUCCCACAGCUCUCUGCAUGAUGGCUCUCUUCCUUACAUCCCCGCAUUCCCCUUUCUUUGACACCUGCUUUCAAGACAGCUUUUCUUCAUUAAUAAACCUAAUAUUUGCCCUGUAAUACUCUUAAGAAAAGUACAGACUGGUACAACUUAAAUUUCAUGUCUUUCUAGACAGCUUGCAGGGGUAGCAGAUUGACAAGCCCACUUGCGUUGCAUUCAUUUCAGACUGGCCCUACCUAUGUGAGAUCAGAUUCUGGUUCAAGGAAUGGCAUUUGUUUACCCUCUUCAGAACAGAUGAGAAAAGAAUUUCAGCCAAAUAAUCUGUAUGGCAUGGACUAAUCUGUCUUGGCAAUGGAGAACUGAAAUUCAUUAAGUUCCUGAGGAGGCAAGAUCAGCUAGGCAGGGAAACAGCCUCCAGAACAACCCAGAGUGGGGAAAGCAGAUCACCUUCUCUGGCAUGUGAGCCCAUCUCUGCCUCCCCGAGGUGAGGAUGCUCAGAGCACAGCUGCUCUGUCUUAGUAUCUGUACCCAGAGUAACUCUGUUCUUAGCUCAAGCUCUUCUGUUACUAUUCCUCUAAUUAUUGAUUUAGGCUUAGUUAUUUCAUAUUUUGAUUACCUUUUUGGUCUAAAAAUUACCUCUAUCUUUGUACAGCAAGUGACUUUGUAUGUUGGUCUCUUGCUCUUGUUGGACAGAGUGCUAGAGGAGAUACUGAUGCCAGGAUCAGUACGUGUUAGAGGUCAGUUAGAUCAGUCUGUUAGAGGCUGGAUUUGGGGCAGCAUACUGUGUUGUGCUGGUCUGUGUCCAGACUGAGCUUUUUCCUUAUGCACUAAGCUCAACUUGCUCUCCUCUGAAGUUGGGUUCUGUACAAUGCUACUUUGUUUCAAGUCUGAAUUUUUUGAAAAGGUUAUUAAGGUCUACCUUGAAAAUGGCAUCUGAGUUUGGUAUCAUGGAACCUAAUGCAGCCCCAGGGUGAACCUGUGUGUGUACACUAACAACCCUCAUAAAAUGGCCUUUAACACCUCCCGGGAAAGCCAGCUGCUUGGAGUCUCCCCCUCUUUGCCUUGGACAGUCCUCACCUCACACAAUUCCUUCAGUCCAUCCUAAGGCUUAAUCAACAGACUUGCCACAGUCUGCAAAGGUGUUGCCUCUAACAGACUUGAACAAGAUUUGGUCGAGAAUGAAUUAAAGGCUAAAUGGCCUUCACUGAUAGAAACAUUUUUGUCUGGUAACUUUUUUUUUUAGUAGGUUCAUCAUUUCUAUAUACAAUUAAAAAGAGUUACAAGGAAAAAAUCCACCUCCUAUUCCCACCAACUAAGCAGAAAAGGCUGGGACUAGAGAGACUGAUCCCUGGGAUGGCAAGGCUGGAAUAUCAAGCUGUUAAUUGUGGCAGGGUAACAUCUGCUCCUUUUGAGUGGAUGUCCGUGGGUGUAGUGGCUGGUGCCGUCACCAAGGUUUAGUCAACAAACCAUGCUGGUGAGGCACAGGGAGGAGAAGGAGCAGCUCCUGGGCUCAGCUGUGGUGGCUCAGCAGGGCUCUCCAGGGCAGUCAGACAAGAUUUUUAUCAAUAAAAUCAGCUGUGUGUUCACAUCCGACUGUAUGCUCUGCCUGACAGCUGCCUAGGAAUCGGUUGCUUGCACACAGCUCCUUUCCAGGCCAGGAACACACUUUGACCAGCAACAAUUGCAAAAGAGCAUUAUUAAGUCUAUUAAGCCUGAGUUCACAGAUUUUUUUCUAGAAUAGUAACAGAUGGCAAAUGGUGGCAGUACAGCUGCUGGGGCCUGGAGAGGAUGGAUGUUGGUUUGUCAUUUCAAUGGAUGCUGGCAAUAAUAAUGUUUUGUGUUUAUACAGGGCCUUUCCUCUUUCAGGGCACUUUACAAACCAGGUGAGAAAUAAUGGGCUUGGAAUUAACGUGGGCUGGUAAAGCUUGCCCCUGUGCCCAUGUGGUCAGUAUGGGAGGGUAAACAUAGGGGCAUUGGCCUGCACUCCCUACACAGCCUGGAUGUGAAUUAGGUGACUUCUUAAAAUCACAUAGAGCCACUCAGCAGGGAUUUCAGGCAGAAGUGGUCUCUUCCCAGAGACCACUAUCUCCCAAGAGAAGCUGCUGUAGUGAGUGGGUGUCCAUCAACCAUGGUGUCCUUGCAGAGUCAGACACUGCAGCCAGUGCCAUGCAGGCUCAGCUGGUGCUGACGGAGGUGCUGAGGCUUCCUCUUGCUCGGUGCAAAUUGGAGGGUUGUCCCAAGGGCCUCCUGCCUCCGACACUUGCUCUCCAUCAGCCUUGCUGCGAUUUGCUGUGAAGGCAGGAGGUGUUUCCAGGCCGAUCUUUAGUCCAAGAAUUUGGAAUUGAUACAGGGAAGAACCAAGAUUUUAAGUGGAUUGGCUCUCUAUCUCACAGCUUUAGUGCAGGCGAUGAGUUCAGUGGAUAAAACAGUGAAAUGUCAGGAGUCUGGAGCACAUAACCAGAAGGGGCACUUUUUAGCACUUUUUUUGUAUUUAUUAAGAGCUGGAUCAAGACCACCACUUAUUCCUCCUCCAUUACUAGCAGAUUCAGUGGUCAUAGUUGCAUCCAGGAAAAACAUCACACUAACAAGAGCUAAGUUUAGAAAUCCAGAAGAAUUGCAGCAUUGUGGUUUUCCCUCAUGAAAAGGGUCAGAAUUUCCAGGAAAACACAGGAAGAAGUCAUUAAAAGGCACUUAACUGAACAGAAGAUCGUAUUUUUAGAAAUUUGAAAAUUUUUGGAGGUAGGUAAAAUGUCAACUUUACAUUGUUUCCCCUUUCUUUGUACUGUGUUCAGAUCAUUUUUUCAGGAAGGUUUGCCUAAGCUGAGCAGGACAUGUUAGGAUUAAUGGGGAAUAAUGGGGAAACUUGCCAAACAGUGUUUCUCUAGGAUGGUCUAAGAACUUCUUUUUGUUUAUAAAAUAUCUGGAACUCUGAAAAUGGGGAAGUCGCUCUGCACUGGUACAGAAGAGGGCUGACCACUUUUUAAGGGUUCAGAAGAAGAUGUAAUUAAAAUACUUUUUAUUCAUUCAAGAGUGAAUGUCCAGCUACCAUCUGCGUCACAGCCAGAGAAAAAUCCUCCCCUUUACAUUGUUUUCACUGUAAGGGUAACUGAUAUAAGGAAAGAUAUGAAAUCAUGUGAACAGGGCUGGUCUCUAAUUUCCAGCCCAUUUCCACAGACCUCUGAGCUCAACCAGGACUGUGAAUCUCAUUGGCCUUAGCCAGAGGAAAGUUAUGAAUCUCUGGGGUGUGAGCACUGCCAACUCAUGCCCUUCGCUGCGUUCAAUCAGAGCAGCUGAAAGCAUGGCUCAAAUAUGGUUUUGGCAGCAAUACAAUUAAAAGGUCAUGACCUAAAGUAAGUGUAAAAUUCAGUAAUCCAGUCCUUCACCUGGCAAUGUAAGCAAUUCUUUAGCCAUCAGCCAAAAGAAUAUAUGGUGCAUAACAAAAUAAAUGUAAUUGAAACAGGGGGGAGGGCUGGUCCUUUCUUCUCUGGUAAAUACUGGGAGGUUUUUCUCCUCCUCCUCGAAGCAAGUCUCUCUCACAGGUCCAGAGGGAAAGGCAGCUUUCACAAAUGGAGCGAGGUACUGAUGAGAAGGCUCAUGUAACGGAUGGUCGUGGCUCCAAAACGAUGCCAAAGCGCCUGGUCAAGGAAGACAGAGGAGGAGGAGGAGAGUUCCUUCUGCAGACUGCCUCCUGCACUGCCUUGGCCUUGCUCCUGUGCAUCUACAGGGCUGGCACAAGGCAGGGAGCAGCUCUAAGUGCCCACAGUUUUCCCAUGGGGAAUGAUGCCAACAAACAAGGCAACAUCUUUGUCGUCAGUUUGUCCGUCGCAGACCUUGUGGUUGCAGUUUAUCCAUACCCUCUGAUCUUGAGUGCCAUCUUCCAUAAUGGAUGGACCAUGGGAAAUGUCCACUGCCAGAUAAGCGGGUUCCUGAUGGGCUUAAGUGUCAUCGGGUCCAUUUUCAACAUCACGGCGAUCGCAAUCAACCGCUAUUGCUACAUCUGCCACAGCCUUCGGUACGAUAAGCUCUUCAACCUGAAGAACACCUGCUGCUAUCUCUGCCUGACCUGGAUACUCACGGUGGUGGCCAUUGUGCCAAACUUCUUUGUUGGUUCCUUGCAGUAUGACCCCCGGAUUUACUCCUGCACCUUUGCCCAGACGGUGAGUACGUCCUACACCAUCACAGUGGUGGUUGUUCACUUCAUCGUCCCGCUGUCCGUCGUGACGUUUUGCUACCUACGGAUCUGGAUUUUAGUGAUUCAGGUCAAACACCGGGUGAGACAAGACUGCAAGCAGAAGCUCAGAGCAGCUGACAUCCGGAACUUCUUGACUAUGUUUGUGGUUUUUGUCCUUUUUGCUGUGUGCUGGGGACCAUUAAACUUUAUUGGCCUUGCUGUUUCCAUUAAUCCUUCAAAAGUGCAGCCACACAUUCCAGAAUGGCUUUUUGUCCUGAGCUAUUUUAUGGCCUAUUUCAACAGCUGCCUCAAUGCUGUGAUCUAUGGGCUUCUUAACCAGAAUUUUAGGAAGGAGUACAAAAGGAUAUUGCUGACACUGUGGACUCCCAGGUUGCUGUUCAUCGACGUGUCCAAGGGUGGGACAGAAGGGAUGAAAAGCAAGCAUUCUCCAGCCAUAACAACCAACAACAACCACGCUGAAAUACACUUAUGAGUCAGGACAUACUAUUUAUUCUGGAUUACAGUUGUAUAUAUAGUAUAUAAGAGCCUUUCUAGCUGUGUGCAUUGCACAGCUGGUGUUGCCUGGCCCCUCAUGCAAGGAAGGAGUCUGCUACCUUUCAUGCUUAGCUUCCUGCUGCAGCAUCAAGGCUUCGAGUGAGGAAUGUCAGAAUGGAAAGGACUGAUUUUUUUUUCAUGUGCCGUCUUUCACUGUGUGCCUCAUUAAUAGGUUUGGUUGCUUUUGCCACAAGCAUGCCAAUACCCCAAAAGGGAAGCGUUCAGAGUGCAUGGAGAAAUGCAGUUAUGCUUGAAAUGCAACCUUCAGGAGACAGCAAAAUUGCCAUUUAUUACACGUAAACCUUUCUCCCCUCCCUCUGAAUUCUAUUUUUCUAGCAUUAACUUAACCCAUACUAUAUAAAAUGAAGUUUAAACUGCAUGGCUUUUUACCUUUUAGUUAGGUAAAGGCUGUAUUAACCAGCAGGCGUACGUAUGGGCCUGAUGACUUCCACUGUGUGUGCGUUCAUUUCCCUUUUUCUUUCCUCUUAAGAUUUAGAAGCAAGCCUGGACUAGAUGUGAGGUAGGCAGAAUCCAGACCAGUGAGUGUCUGAUGCACUCAUUUUAAUUGAAUAUCUACAAAUAUUAAGUACCCUUGCACUCUCCUUCCCAGGCCAUGAGUAAGAAUAUAACGUAUAACAUAAUCUAAUUGCAGGAAGAUACUUGGAGCCUGAUUCUAAUUUAGGCAGUAUCCUGUCAUGGCCAGCAUUCAUUCCAAAUGUCUCUUACAAGUCACUGCUACAUGAACAUCAUAAAAAAAAAAAAAAAAAGAACAUAGCAGAGUCCCAUCUGUGUAAUGCAGAUGCUGGCUUUUAGGUUCCAGUACCAUUUACACUUGGAGGAAAAGGGAGAAGAGGAAGGCAGUGUUCCAAAAAUCCCUGCUUUUGCCCACCACAGAACAUGAAUUUGCUGUGGGGAGAAAAAGUGGACUUUUUUUUUAAUUUUAUUCAUGUAUAAAACUGUAAUUAAUGCAUGGAGCUGGGAGACAAAAGCUACUUAAGCAUAAUUAUGCAUCAAUUCUGUUAAAGCCUGAAGUGUGCUAUCUGUAUGAUUGGAAACAAUGUCCUGAAGUGCUGGGGAGUCCACUAUCACAUUAGUAACAAGCACAUGGGCAAAGAUAAAGCUAUUUCUUUAAUGGAGUGUAUGUGAUGGCAGCUCUCUGUAAAUAUGAUGACUUCUUUGUUUUCUUAGUUUCAUUGUAAAUUCAUCUCUUUAUGCUUUUAAAUAUGUGGAUCUUGCUUUGAAACUGUCCCAUAAAAUCAACAGGUAAAACUCCCCCUGGUGUAACUCUGCCUUCAGGCUGGCACACCUGACUUAGUGCAGGUGCACGGAGUGGCACAGUGGGAAGAGGAGCAGGUCUGAGCCCCCGGCGAGGACAGCAGGCAGCCCUGCCCCUGGUUGAAGACAGUGGUCUUUUCUCUUUGGUUCUAGUCAAAGCAGGACUAGUUCCCAGGGCUGAACCCUGAAACACUGAGAUUUUGCAGUAUCAUGUAGGCACCUGGAGAUGGAGGUAUGUAGGAUUUCCCAAACCCCUGGCCGGGCUGUGUGCCUAAUCCAUAGUGAAGAUAGCGAGCCAUUUGUGCGUUGCUUGCUUAAAGCAACUUGCUGCUGAAUGUUUGUUCUGCUGAUUUUUGGGGGGGAAGAGGAGUUGAGAGAAGUUAAGCCCCUUCAUUAAGUGGGCCAAGAAACUCUGCAUGAGUUCUGCAGUGUGCCUGCUGCCAUGUGGGGUCUCUGCAGUACCGGGGGGGGGGGGGGUCCCUGCAUUUGUAGAGUGCCCUGGUGCUUUAUGAAGUUUCAAACUUGAACAUCUCAGCCACUUCAGAUGAUUGUUGUUUUAAAAUGCACUGCAGCCAGCCUCCCAUAAUAGGAAUCAAACAGAGUUCUGUUUUGGCCUCUUAAUAUGCCUGAGCAUGGCCAAAUAAAGGUAUUUUGACCCUCAGAAAAAAACGUGGUCUGUUCGCCUUCCAGAAAAACCACCCUGGGUGAAUUCACACCAUUCCAUGCAAGCAAAAUCAUUUGGAGUUAAACUAGGAUAAGAAAAGCACUGAGGAAUCCAUAACUGCAGGGAGUGUUUGUCCCGUUUCGCCAGGGAGAUGUCCUGUGUUCCAUGACUAGUCUUCAAAGUCAUUUGCGAUUAGCCACGACAGUGUUAGUUAGACUCACAUUAGCAAAUAAUUUGAGGCAUCUAGCGCCAAGGGAAACCUACUCCUUUAAGACAAUCAUGAAGAAUCUUGUGCAUGUUUGCCAAAUAUCUCAGAUACCCUAAAACUGGGGUUUCAUCUUUAUGGAUCCUUGUCUUUUUAACUGAAUGUUCAGUGAAGGCAAUGUGGUUUUUUUGUUUUUUUUUUAUUUAAGCUUGUAUUUGCACUAUUUCUUAUUCAGGCUUCGAAGUAACAGCCAGCAAGUAUUUGAACCAAACCAAGUCCAAAGAGGUCCCAAACAGGCAAGCUGUGAGAGUCCCUGCUACACCUGGUAGGAAGGGGAGCAGCAGGAGGGUGGUAGGUCAUCUCUCCAGGACUCACAGAGAGUCACUGAACCAAACUAUGCAAAAUGGUAGUGGAAUCUGCUCAUCUUCUGCUGUUGGGUCUGAGCCCAACUCCUGCCCAGGUCUCCACAGGGCACAGGCUCAGUCCCUGCUGUGCUGGGGUGGAUCUGAGCAGCUCCCUGAACGUGCAGGCCCUGCUACCACUGCAGAGUGGGGAUGAGUCUGUGAUGGGCACUGUCCAUCUGACAGCACAUAGAGCCCUGGCAUGACCUGUUCAGAAGGGCUCUGGGUGGCCCAGUGAAGGUGCCCAGAGUCGGGCUGAUGCAGCCACCAUGGUUGGAGUCCUGAGCUCAGUCUUGCUGGAGCUGAGGUUUGCAAUAUGAACCAUGAAAAGCAGGGAACAUGGCCUCGAACACUGUGCCAUUUGCUAGCACUUUGAUAGAGGCAGCACUUAGGAUAGGAUAGAGUUUUAUAUUGAUUUAUUUAAAAACUACCCAAGCAGCUCCUUAUUUUUAUGUUAAGAAAUGGUUAACAGGGUACAGAGAAUUUAUUUUUGUUAACAGUUGUUUACAGAAAAAGGGAAGUGUGUUAUAACAGGGAAUCCUGAGCAGUGUCACAGUUUACCUGUGGGAAUCUAGCUUUAAUCCAAAUUUGAGAUUUCAAGGGGAUCCCACCGCUUAAAUCAUGCUCUGACAAUUCCACCUGCUGCAUACCUGGCCUUAACUCUCUCUAAGAUCUCACAUAAAGUGAUUUCAAAUCACUUGCUCUAGAUUUGACCUGGUGGUGUUGAAUACCUAUUCUAGCCCCAAAGUCUAAGAUUGUUGUAGUGGAAACUUGUGGAGAGUCAUUAGUGCUGUGAAAUAAGAUGAUUCUCUUGCCAUGAAGAAAUAUUUUUGGAUAUUGCUAAUGAAUGUUGUUUAAUCUAUUUAAGAAGAAUGUAACCAAUAUAUUUAUAUAUAAAUGUGUAUUGCAUAUGCUGUUUCCAUUUUAUUGUUUAAUUAAGAAUCGUUCAGUAUACUUUCCUAUUGCUAUUUUUGUUCAUAAAGUAGAUUCAUUCCCUUUACUUGUUAAAACUGUAAUAAAUCUGCCAUUGGACUGCUUAUUGAUAUUUCUUUUCCACUUGCAGUUAUUUUUUAAUAAAUAUUUGGAACAACAGCUUGGGUUUUGUUGACUCCCACAAAGCAGAUUGAAUUGACAAAUGAGUUCAGAUAUAACUCAGCUGUCCAGCUUAGACCUGGAAGUGAAUGACCCAGAACGUCUGAGACACAUCCUUGGAUUCACGUGUUUUCUUCCACCUGCUGUGAGCCAGCUGCCUGCUGCACCCUGGCCUUCCUCAUCAGGGAAGAAACUUUCUCUGUGCUGCUGUUGGUCUCCUCGCUGUGUGUCCCUCCAAGGCCCUUUGCCUUUCUUGUGCCCAUGUGUAUCCACCGGGUGCUGUGGAAGCAGAGUUUGUCACAGCCAUUUCCUUGCCCUUUCCUGGGAAGGAAAGCACGGCCAAGCUGUGAACAGGAGGGUGUGAGAGCCAUGGUGGUCACAAGUCGGGGCACAAGGUGGCAUUGGGUUGUAGGCAAGGGGUGGAGACAGAGAGUCACCCUGGGCUGGAGGCACAGUGAGGGCUGACACGCACUUUCUCCAUUCAGGAGCUUUGUGAGCAUGAAGACUGCUGUAUCCAAGAUGUUCUGUCUGUGUUCUUUCCCCACCUCUGUUUUUGGGCAGAUUUUGCUGUAUUCCUGCAGUUCUUUAGCCAACAGGUUCUGUCCAUAGGCUGCACCAAUUAUAUUUCCAUGCUGACUUGAGCUGGUUUUUGGGGAGUCUCAGCGCUGCUUCCGAAGCGGGGGAGAUGGGAGUAUGGAGUCAUCCAGUUGUAACUGCAACCUGAGCUCCUGUUUCCUAACCAGAUGUCACAUAUAACUGUGGUGUUAAGGUAGUAAAAGCUGAGAUUAUCCACUAAAGAGUUGCUGAAAAACCAUGGAGCAGACGUGUUGAAUGAACAGGCAGUGUUCAUUCAGUGACAUCCCAGAGCAGUACUGCUACUUUUUUUGCUAAUCUUUUCCAACAGGCACUGGACUUCACCUGCUGCUUCCACAGUAAAGCCUGCAAUGCUCAGUGAUGGGACACACUGAAAGCACUGUUAAUUAUAGUUGCAGAUGCCAAAAUGUCUGUCUGAGCAGAGCUGCUAGAAAACCCUUGCACAGACUUGUACCUGCUGUUUCUGCCACAUGGAACCGAAUGAAUCAAACUGUCAGAAGUGAGGCAGUGUUAUUUAUUUACUUACUUGCCACAAAGUAAUAGUAACUGGGAGAUAAGAUAGAGCUAUAAAAGGCAAGAGGUGUGAUAAUUCAAUACCAGGAUAAAAUCUCACUCAUGGUGACUAUUUGGAAGUCAAUAUUUGUCCUAAUGUAUUUCCUUCCAAGCUUAUAAUUUAUAACAUGAAGUCACUCAAUAAAGAGCUACUGCAUAUGUGUUUAGAAUUUUAUUGGAAAAAUGUAAAUUACUGGACCUAAUGCAGUAUUUCUUAGCAUAAAAACCCUGAGAUAAGAAAUGCAGAAUGGGUUCUUGCAAGAACUCUGUGAUGGGAUAUGCAAAUUUUUUUUGCUGGUGAUAAGAACCAUAAAAUUUGUAUCUCUCAUGAACUAGAGUUGUGAAGGGAAGCUCCAUAAUAUUGUUAACUGAAUUUUCACUUUGUAAUGCUUGUUUAUAGUAUCCAUUAUUCAUGUACUAUAAGUAAUGCACUGUACAGCAGAGAUAGAAUUUAGAGUCCAUGGUCAGUUUCCAGAGCAACCAAGGUGGGUCUGAACCAUUAACUGAAAUAUGUUUCUAUGUUUUCUGCCAAGCAUGGUCUCCUGAUAAGGUUUUUAGCUCAACUGAUUGCUUCUAAGAGGUCAGGGAAACUUUAAUGUCUUUUAGAUUAGUUGCAAUGUCUGUGCAGUCACAGCUUGCUUAGAUUACCUUUUAAAUAGACUUGAGUCAUCAAACCAUUUUAUAAGUCUGUCCAGUUGGAGCACAUAAUUUAUUUUGUAUCUAGAUAUUUUAUCACAGCACGUUUAAUAAACUGUUAUGUUUUUCCUUCUA
Molecule: messenger RNA, 11477 nt
Organism: Pseudopipra pipra
Lineage: Eukaryota; Metazoa; Chordata; Aves; Passeriformes; Pipridae
Gene: GPR50
Product: G protein-coupled receptor 50
Exons: 2
Coding region: 4764-5861 (365 amino acids)
Biological process (GO): G protein-coupled receptor signaling pathway
Cellular component (GO): plasma membrane
Molecular function (GO): melatonin receptor activity
Source: RefSeq, a predicted model, not a curated record